This is a messenger RNA of Myripristis murdjan (pinecone soldierfish), 7547 nucleotides long. RefSeq lists its product as uncharacterized. The transcript has 23 exons. The record is from RefSeq and is a predicted model, not a curated record. Lineage: Eukaryota; Metazoa; Chordata; Actinopteri; Holocentriformes; Holocentridae. The coding region runs from base 191 to 5683 and encodes 1830 amino acids.
CCAGGCCGCCCCGGAAUGGACGCAACAUGGCGGAGGAGCAGCGGCGGUGUCCCGGCUCUGUUUGCCCGCAGUAAAGCCGCUUGUUGAUACCCCACGUUUUGAGGACAGGUGUUGAAGGGAUAUUUCGCGUCUUCACUGCCGGUGGGAAACAUAGUUGCGGGGUAAAAAAAAUGCAAGUGGGGAUUUCGAGAUGAGCCGACACGCAACAGACAUCCAGGAGUGCGUCCGCGCCCUGCCUCUGCCUGCGGAUCAUGUGCUCAGCUCUGGAGCAGUGUUAUUCCCUGGUGCUUUCGAUCAACACGGCUGCCCUCUGAUCGUGUUCCCGGUGGACGGGCAGGCCAAGCUCUCCUCUGAUGUCAGCAAAGCAGAAGUGGUGGACUUUGUAAACUACUUUCUGUGUCUACACAAUAAAAAGCAGGAGAAGGACAGCUUGGUUUCAGUGGUGGCUGACUUGAGGAACGCCUCGCUCACCGCCUCAAGGUUCAUCGCUGAGACUCUUCUCCUCCUUGAGCUGCAUAAGAGGACGGUCCACACCGUGUACAUGAUCCAACCCAAAAAGAAAGAUGUGGUCAAACUGCUGCUGAAACUCCUGGCCCCGUCAAAGACCUGCACUGCUUCUUUCAAGAAAGUUCUUCUGAAAGAAGUGUCGGAGCUCUCGAGCCACAUCGACCGCAGCCAGCUGACGGCAUCUCUGGGCGGCUACCUGAUCUACUGUCAUCAGAGCUGGGUCGCCUUCAUUAAGGAGAUCGAUGUGUUUGUGCAGGAGUUCCUCUCUGUGGUCCAGCGGCUGCCCGCCUGCAUCUCCACCCUGCAGGCUCUGUCCAGGCAGCCGCUGCCCGCCUCGUUCACCGAGCUGCGCGACUUCUGCUCCACCAACGAAGCCAGGUUCCUGCAGCUGAGGAGGGAGCUGGGCCUGGACGAGCUGCUGAGGCACUGCGAGCUCGUGGUGGAGAAGCUGCGUUACCCUGAGAAGGAGCCCUGCUACCAGGCCAUGGCCGGCACCGCCCUCUUCACACACACCACCUUCGAUAUGCUGCAGAACUACAGCAGGAUAACUGCAGCUGUGGAGAAAGUGGAGCUCCUGUGGCAGCAGGCCUUUUCUAAGGCCCGCAUGCAGCUGCAGGUCUUCCAGCUGCGUGAAGAAGCCCUGCAGAUCACAGAGCAGAUUGAAACUCUCCUGAAAGAAAAGCUGCAGCCUUACAGACUUGAAAUCGCCAAGGAUGCUGCAAAAGCAGAAAUGUCGGCAUCAGAGUUUGAAGCAUCCGUUUACACACCCGCCAUGGCGCUGGUUCGCUGUGCUGAGGAUGUGAUCCACACACUCGUAGAGAUUCUGCCGUUUGGUGACGGUCAGACGAGGGAGCGGUGGGUCCUGGACCUGGAGAGGCUGAAGGAGAAGCUCCACUCGGCUGUGAAGUUACCGUACCAAACCCUCAGAGCCGUUUGCAGCUACUAUCAUCACUACAGCAAGGCCGACAGAUGGUACAGUCUCGUCCUGUGUGAGAACUUCCUCCAGGAGCUCCUGUCAGGCGUUCAUUCAGGCAGCGUCCCCAGGCAGCGGCACAGGAGGAGCGGUGGGACAAUCCCUGUGUGGAGGCAGAAACUGUCUGCCUUCCUGAAGAGAAACCCUGCUCCAGAUAUGGAGGAGCUGGUUCACCUGGCUCAUCUCUCUAAUGUCAUCCCUGACAGCCGCGUUCAGCAGGCGGGCAAGCAGCUCUCCGAACGGUGUAUGACCCUCAGGAAACUUUUGAGCUGUCCUGGGGUGGUGGCAGUCGGUGACCUCCAGUUGGCUUUGCAGUGGCAGUACGACUUGUUUAGGAGUUUACAUGAAAACCAGCCCCAUGCUGACCAGGGCACAAGCAGACCAACUGAGAACGCCCAGGACAGCCUUGAUGGGUGCCAUCCUUCCACAAACUCUCACGCCAGAUCAGAGCACCGCCUAAAGGAUGAUAUACACUGUCGUAAUUCUGUUUCUGAAAUCACCAAAUGGGAGACUGGAAAGGAAGUGACCCACCAACAAGCGGUUCUUGGAGCUUCCCCCUCCAUUGCAGUUUGUGGGACGGUGUUAGCUGAGGGCAAGCCCUCGUCUCUCAGCUCAUUUGACUCGGGCUUCGAUGGAGCGGGGGGCAGCCCCCUGGACGCUGGGGGGGCAAGAGACGGAUGGGAAGGUUUGCCCAGAUUAACAGGAACCAGGGAGUCAGUCACACCUGCCACCAGGCAGCCUCAGAUUCAAGAAGAAAACCUUUCCUGUGUUUCCACUUCUGAAGAUCACAGAGACGAGUUUGACUUUGGCUCUGUGGGAAACUCCUCCAGGGCCAGCAUCCACGUAAUCCCCAGAGUUUCUGUGGAUUCCCUCAACUUUGAGAUCAAGGUAAAGCGGUCAGCUACGCUUCCCAGUAAUCCUUGGCUUAGCCUGCCUGUGGAUGACCUGGAAAACUCAUACAUUGUUACCAUUACACAGAACUCGCCAGCACAGUUGAAAGACCCAAAACGCUCUGGUUCAUCAGACAUCUACCCUAAUGCUGACCAGUCCAGCAGAUCCCGAGACCAGCCAACACAGACGGAGACAUCAGCCAGCGUGCAGUCCAAAGGGCCACGGACAAGAGAUUGGAUAUUACACUCCCAAAACAGUUUUGAGGAUCCAGAAUUGAGCCCCAUAGGUCACGUCCUGUCGAGCACCAUAACCGAUGAAAGAGAGAAGUCCAGCUUUGCUACAGAGGGGAUUCCCACUCUCCUAUGGGACUCGUAUGACCUCCAUGAUCAACAUCAAGAUGCUUGUGAUGGCACAAGUAAUUUGAUGGAUGUCUCCCUGAAGGAUUGGGAUCUAAAGGAGCAGGAGGGUCUGAGGCAGGUGGAGGAGAUGCUGGACAGAGCUGAUGUCAUAUUAGAGGAAGAAGAGAACGUUCUGGCUCAGGAGGCCAUGUUGGAUGUCCUCCUGAGGUCAGAAGGCAGAGAGAAUCAGUGGGCAUUGUGGGACAGUGAGGACCAGCUUAGUGCGAUGUCUCCCAGUGAACUGGCUGAAGCUGGUGUACUUGGUCUUGAAGACUGUCUCAUCCCUGCAGAAUCAGAGAAGCUCAUUGAACUGAAAACACCAGGUUCUCCAAGUGAAACGAAGGUCUCCGAUGAUAACGGGGACUAUAGUGAAGGCGUAACUACGGCAAGUUCAGCGGUACCCUGCAGCAGGCCGGAUCUGCUGACCGAGCUGAGGCAAGUUAACAUCCUUGACGAGCUAAUCAUGGAGGAGAACCUGAAGAUCCAUGAGCUCAGACGCUGUGAGGAAAACCCAAACAAGGAACCCCCAGGGAACAGCUCUUCUGAGGCGAUCGGGCCCUCAAGUACAAGCAAGGAGAGGCAGGUUUUCCGGCUACAACUGGAAAAGGAGAAAAGGGAGGUAGAGAGGAUGGAGAAGAGUCUCAAGAAAGAGCUGGGCCGAGAGCGUAAAAUCAAGAAGCACGGGAGCACAACCAGGAAAGUUGUAAAAUGUUCUAUAAUGGAGAAGGCGACGAAUGAGACUAUGGGGGACAGGGCGCUCUGUGACAAGCUUUUAUCAGGAAGUCGGAGCAGAAGUCAGAGCUCACAGCACUUGACAUCAACUAUCUUGGAUCAAUUUUUGACUCAGGAUACAUGUAAAACCAAAAACGCUUACAUAGAAUUAGGUCUAGACACUGCCAAAGACACAAUACCACCGGAUUUGGGUCCACCUGUAGAUUCCCUUUGUCAAGAUGAUACAGACGCAAAGUGUAAUCUGAAGGAUCUUAAUGGUUCUGGUGUUAAACCCACUGUAACUCCACAAAAUAGCACUUCUGAGCCGAAGGACUUUUCUGAAGAGGUGGGAAUACAGCCUCAGGAAUUCGUGCCUGAGAAGGAAUUGGAUGGACAAUCUGGGAAAGAUGAUACAACUUGCAAACCGGAAGCUUCCUUGACGCCUGAAAUGAGGCCUGAUGAUGGAGCAUUCGACCCAGGUGGUAAAUCACUCUUCCCUCCUGUGCCUAAACCAAGGACGGUAUCACUUCCUGUGAGCGACAACCUUGCACAACAUGAAACUCUUCAUUCUACAGAGUCGGUCAAUACAGGCGUGCCUUCAGUCUCUCAGGAUCCGGAUCUUGUGCAACUUGAUCCACCAGAUGCUCCACCAAAACCCAGAGAGCGAAAAAACAAGACUCCAGCUGACAGUCUCAGUCUAGAUGUCAAGGAACACAGCACCAAUAACAACAAUAAUAACCAUCACCUAGAUGAGAAGUGCACAGUGUUGUCCAAUAGCCAUAUUGACUCCUUCGAAAUAUCUACAGAAAGCAAAGAGAGCCCGACCUUGGUGCUAGUGUCUGCUGGUCCUCCACAGACGGUCCUUCAGGAACCAAUCCUGACGUCCGAUCCUGCAGACGAGUCUCCAAAUCCACAGUCACCAUCCCAAGUGCCUCCUGAGCUGCCUGUAUGCGACCCAGGUGGGGGAUAUGAGCUCGGUGAAGAAACAUCCUAUAGCCUUCAGAUCUCUGAAGCCACAAGGAUCUCCGCCUCCAUGUUGCCUGUGAACCAGGUCCAGCUCACCAUCAGCAGCACUAUAACAGACUUUAAGACGCCCAUAGUGUUGGACACUGGCUCUGGUUUGAUGAAAGCCGGGUUUGCAGAUCAAGACCUCCCAACGAUUAUAUUCCCAACAAUAAUCGGGCAGCCCAAAUAUGAGGAAAUCAUGAAUGGUGACCUCGAAAGGGAGACCUACAUUGGACAUGACGCCCAGCACAUGAGAGGGGUCCUGACUCUGAAGCAUCCCAUAAAGAACGGGAUAGUCCGCAACUGGGAUGAAAUGGAGAAAAUUUGGCAUCACACAUUCCAGCAGCUGUGUGUGGAUCCAGAGGAUCACCCCGUCAUGCUGACCGAGGCAGCCAUGAACCCGCUGGAAAACCGGCAGCGGAUGGUGGAGGUCAUGUUUGAGUGCUUCAAUGUCCCCUUCACGUAUGUGGCCAUGCAGGCGGUGCUGGCACUGUACGCAGCAGGUAGAUCCACAGGGGUGGUUUUUGACUCUGGGGAUGGAGUGAGCCACAGUGUGCCUGUCUUUGAGGGCUACUGCCUACCUCAUGCUGUGCAGCGCUUUCCUCUGGCUGGUGUAGAUGUUACUAUGGAGCUUAAAAAGCUCCUGCAGGAGCAGGGCGUCUCUCUGCGCACCACUGCAGAGAUGGAGAUUGUCAGGGAGAUAAAGGAGAAGUGCUGCUGCGUGGCUCUGAACUAUGAAGCGGAGCUGAAGCACGGGGGGCCGUCCAGUGCAGAGAUGCAUUACACCAUGCCAGACGGCCAGAUUAUCUGCCUCAGCACGGAGAGGUUCAGGGCCCCUGAGAUUCUCUUUAAGCCUGAGCUGAUUGGACGUGACCAGUACGGGAUGCAUGAGAGCGUUUUCAAGUCGAUCCUCGGUUCAGACAUUGACCUGCGGCGGGGCUUCCUGGGGAACAUUGUUCUGUCAGGUGGAAAUACCCUGCUGCCCGGCCUGCCCGAGCGGCUCCAGGCUGAAAUCAGAGGCAUGGUGCCUGCAGACCUGGUGGACUGCGUUCGUGUCUCCAGCCCCAAAGACAGAGACUUCUCUGUGUGGAGCGGAGGAGCAGUGCUGGCCAACCUGCCGACCUUCGCCCCCGCCUGGAUCAGUCAAGAAGAAUACGAGGAAUUUGGACCACAGAUUGUCUUCAGGAAGUGCUUCUGAGCUGGACUCGGGUCUGCAGCACCGACUCCUGUGUAACGUAUGGCUAAUAUUCUCACCCCAAGUGCAAUAUAUAGACAUAUAUAGACAUACAGCUCUUCUUCCCAGUGCCAUGGUUCUGGUCUGAGCCACUAUAAUCCCUUUAAGUGUUUGUCUUUGUCUUUUUUAAAGUAUCGGUGGCUCUUUGAAGAGUCAUUUUUAUCCUCGUCAGUGCGUCGUGUGUCCACUUGUGAUGUCCGAAUGGAAACUCUUGACACCAGCAGAUAAAUAUUACCCUGCUGUUGAGUUUAUGCCUUGACAAUUUUACUGAUCAGUAUCUGCCAGCAUGGCCAAUAUGAAAUGACUUUUGUGAAAUCUUGGUCAGGUGAUGGCAUUGUCUGUAGAAUCAUCUGGCUGGGAUUUCUUAGGUUUCCAGUCUUGGGAAUGCAUACCUCAGUCCCAGAUCUUGACCCUUCACGCUGGAUCACUGGUUUGCUGGUCAUAUGCCUCAAAACACAGCACAGGAAUAAUUUAAAUGGACGUCUCUAAAGCAUUCCUUACUGAUUGGUGUGAUAAAGGCACUAGAGCUAAUAAGAUGGUAAUCUGGAGAUGUGGAAAAUGGGCUUAAUCAUGUUUUGUUUUGUCUGCCAUCAUCUCAUUUCCAGAGUAACCAGUUGAGGGACAUACAGAAGAAAAAGGUCGAUGUACUGACCCAAAUUAAAUAUUAGUCUAAUAUAAAUCUAUAUAAAUUUUUUAAACUAAAUUUUGAAAAAGCAAAUAAUAUUUUUGUUCCAUGUAGACAUGAAAGUUGCAUUGAUUGUGAAGCUUGCAUCAGUACAGACAAUCUCAACUCCCAGUUUCAUUUAAAGAGAAAAAAAGAGAAUCAUUCCAAAUAGACCAGUCAUCUGUGGCUCGUAUCACUUCAGCAGUAUUUGAUACUCAAGGCGACCAGCCGAGUCUGUCUCUUUCUCAGUUGUUUGCUCUCUUCAGUCAGUUUUCCUUCUCGUGCAUUGAUUCUCCACUAGAGCCAAGUUAGUUUGGAGGUUUGUCCACCCGUUUUGUUGUGUGUUUUUUUUUUUUUUUUUUUUUAAAAAGAAAAAUUUAAAAAAUGAAAUGUAUGUUCUUGGUGAGUCAUGUGACACACAGUAUUGGUCUGGAAAUGCCUAUCACUGUGGUUCAGUCUGUGGAAACAGGCACUGCCAUUUGCAACUGCUGCAUGGACAAUAUUUACCCGCCGAAAUUUUGUUUGUCUGUUUUCUUGAGCUCAGUUUCUUUGCAGCUUUUGUUUACUUUCCUUAACUGAACCUCAGAGCAUUGUGUGCGUGGAUUUUUUUUUUAAAUAUGAAUUUUUUCCUUGUUUGAAUACCUGUACAGUAGUGUGUGUUGCUCAGCAUUGUGAAAGGUGUUCCAGUAGUGCCAAAACCGGUGUUUUUUGCCACCUUGAAAUGAGAGAAUUGUGAAACUUUCAUCACCCCCAUGUAUUUACUUGCUUAUUUUUUGUGUUGGUGUUUUUUGUGUUUCUCACAUUUCCUUUUGCAUGAAAUCCUGCUGCACCUUUUGCAUGUUUUUGUUUUGUCUUUUUUUUUUUGUUAAACUGAUAGUCUAAAGGCAUGGGAUUGUCGUGUGAUCUAAACCUCAGGUCUUAAGUGGAAGUAGUCAUGCAGUAUGACUGUGGGAACUCUGAGCCUUUAUGUAAGGGCAGACUGAAACUGCCCAGUAAAAGUCAGCCUGUUAGCUGGUUGUAAUCUGAAGUGGAAACGGUCCUAACCUUGUCUGGGCCUCCUUAAUGUACUGUAACAGUCUGGACUAAGUCUUGCAAUGUUUCACCUAAAUCAUGCUAUUUAUGUCAUGUCUGUUCUUCUUUUUAUAAUAAAUAUUUUAAUCCACA